GUGACAGUGAUGCAUCCCACUCGAAGCGCCUUGGCAACGAUUACAGUGCAUCUGGACCCCGGAUGGCAUCAGCGCGAAGUGCGACAUGCAUCCUCGAAUCACAGCAAGUCGAAAAUCGCUCAAACAAGUUGGCCGUGGAGUGUGUGAUGGCUUGAGCAGAAGCUCCGGCAUGGGAUUCUCAACAUGGAAGGCUGGGCACUGAUGCCAUUCGACUGGUCUUCCCCUCACUGCCGAUCUUCAGUGGACAUGUCCGUUUUUUGACAACGGCCGCCAGGAGAAGAGCACGAGGAGCCAAGCAUCACGAAACACACCCCGCACACGCAUAAACUCCUUCCUGCCUGGACAGUGGCUAGCGCGCUGUUGGGGGUUUAUCUCCAACAUUCAUAAGCUUCGUUCCUUUUCGUCCCAUUCGUAUCGGCAGCUUCCCGAUCAGGGAGGUCGCAGCCAAGUCCGCCAAGCCAGGCCCCGGCGUCCCAGCCAAGUGCCGUUCCGAUCUCUCCACGCUCCUUUCUUUUUUCCCACACCCCUGGGCAACUGGUCCCCAACUACCGGUCCUGUUGGACAAUCUCGGUAUUGACCGCAUAUGUCAUGCAUUGGGGACCUGUGAAGGAUGUCGUGGAUGUCCAACUGCUCAGCACCGCCUUUGGAUUGGACAGCCUACCCGCUUAUCACGCCCCUGCCCAUUUCCCACCCACCCACCAUGGACCCCAGGGGGCAAAUGAUGGAUCAAUCCAGGAGGACGAAUGACUGGGACCCAAGGGGAAGUUGGCAAGGACCCAUUUCAGCAGGAAGCUGGAGGAGGCGCACAAAUGGGUGGUCAGCCACACAGCUCAUGUCGACGGACCAGAGAGGCAAAGCUGAAUAAAAGAGUGGUGGUCCUGGAACUGCUACACGCACCCACAGUCCCAUGUCCACACACCCACAAGCCCAGCCGGGACCUAUCAAGCGAAGCCCUUCUAGUGUGCUUCUCCUCUCUAGUAGGGUGGGCUAGAAUCCGAUCAGGAAGGAAGUCGUCUUCCACUCGCCUUGUUCCCCAAUCAGUGUUGCAUUGACCCAGAUCAAGGCGUGACCACUUGCCAGGUAUUCACACCUCCAGCUCGGGGGGGCCCCUAUUCGGUCUUGGCCAGUCCACCUUCCCAUUGUUGACAUGGGCCCGAUACUGGACCUAGCUGCCUCCCAGAUCCUCCAUCCAGCGCGCGACUCCGAGGCCGAACAUCGCUCGUCCGGUUCACGGCCAGAGAGAGGAUCGGGUAGCAUAAAAGGACGACGAGAUCCCCCUCAAACGGCUUUGAAGUUCAUCAGCAGCAUCAGCAUCAGCCCUCAGCUCUUCAACUCAUUCUCUGAUCUGCCUGUUCCUCUCGGUCCUUCUUCUUGCACCCACUUCAAGAUGCGUUUCUCUCUCGCUCUCGCCGCGGCCGGUUUGGCCCAGACUGCCUUUGCGGCUCCUCAACCUUCCCGCGGUUUCGGCUGCGGUGCCCCCGAGCCUUCCGAGGAGCUCCUCCAGGUUUCCCAGCAGUUCGCUGUUGAGGAAGCUCAGGCCCUCGCCGAGUCCUACCGCUCCGGCAACCUCACUGCCCGUGAUGUUACCGCCCAGGCCAUCUCCGUCAGGGUCUAUAUCCACGUCGUGGCUGCUUCCACUGCCCUCAGCGGUGGUUACCUCACCGAUACCAUGAUCAACAACCAGUUCAGCGUUCUCCAGUCGGCUUUUGCCCCCUAUGGCAUCUCUUUCACCCUCGCCGGCACUGACAAGACCGUCAACGCCAACUGGGCUGAUGACUCCAAGGGUUACGAGAUGACCAUGAAGCGCGCUCUCCGCAAGGGCACCUACAAGGACCUCAACCUCUACUUCCUCCAGAAGAUGGGUGGUAACUUGGGAUACUGCUACUUCCCCACCACUGCCUCGCCCGGCUCCACCGCCUACAUCCGCGACGGCUGCACCAUCCUCUAUAGCACCACCCCUGGCGGCAGCUCCACCAACUACAACCUCGGCCACACCGCCACCCACGAGGUUGGUCACUGGUUCGGUCUCUACCACACCUUCCAGGGCGGCUGCACCGGUGCCGGUGACUCCGUCUCCGACACCCCCGCCCAGGCCUCCGCUUCUUCCGGCUGCCCUGUCGGCCGUGACUCCUGCCCCAGCCAGGCCGGUGUUGACCCCAUCCACAACUACAUGGACUACUCCAUCGACUCUUGCUACGAGGAGUUCACCCCCGGCCAGCAGACUAGAAUCAACAGCUUCUGGACCAGCUACCGCCAGAACGCUUCCUAAGCGGCUGGUUUCCAGCCGGAGGACCAGGAGAGGGGAUGAGGGGAUGACGAUGUGGACGGUAUAUAGCUAGAUGGGAGGGAGCCAGAGAGGGACAUGAUAGAGAUGAGAUGAGCUGAGGACAUACUUGUACAUAGAAUGAUGCUGAUGAAGUAAAUAAGAUAUACACUUGCUUUGCAACUUUGGGA
Molecule: messenger RNA, 2454 nt
Organism: Podospora bellae-mahoneyi
Lineage: Eukaryota; Fungi; Ascomycota; Sordariomycetes; Sordariales; Podosporaceae
Exons: 2
Coding region: 1148-2269 (373 amino acids)
Molecular function (GO): metallopeptidase activity
Source: RefSeq, a predicted model, not a curated record